Messenger RNA from Bacillus rossius redtenbacheri, 8526 nucleotides. RefSeq names its product rho GTPase-activating protein 23 (gene RhoGAP19D). NCBI's taxonomy places the organism in Eukaryota, Metazoa, Arthropoda, Insecta, Phasmatodea, Bacillidae. Bases 290 to 6454 code for a protein of 2054 amino acids. The record is from RefSeq and is a predicted model, not a curated record. The transcript is spliced from 29 exons. Gene Ontology annotation, molecular function: protein binding; phospholipid binding. Gene Ontology annotation, biological process: signal transduction.
UGUUAAAAAUGGGAAUUGUGUGUUUGUUUUCGUUGGGUUUACAAAUACUGACAGUUGUAAUAUCAUUUGAUCUGGUAUGCUUGUGCUUUUAAUUACAAAGUCAAGAAGAAACUAAAUGAAAGUGAAACUAUUAAAGAAUGUGUAGUGUUCUCAAGUCGUAUAACAAUUUCGCUUUUACAUUCUGUGUAAUUUGUAAACAUGGACGUUGGAGUUGACAGGUAACAAGUCUGUUUUGGAAUUGAAGGCGCCGGUCGCCGCCGCCGCCGCCGCCUCCUGGGGGCGGGGGGAGAUGGCGGACGAGGGACGCCGACGCGGCCAGCCGCCUUCGAGGGACCCGCGCGGCGCCAGGACCAAGGCGGAGAGGAGGGAGGUUCGCCCCAGGGGCCCACGCAGCCUCGUGCUCAGGAGGUGCGAACAUGGCUUCGGUUUCACCCUGCGGCAUUUCAUCGUCUACCCGCCCGAGUCGCACUCGGUGCUGCAGGGUGACCACCGGCUGGGACUCGACCUCGGGGACCGGGGACCGGCGCUGGACGAGCCCAUGGACACCAUCUUCGUGAAGAACGUGCGGGAGGACAGCCCGGCGCAUUCGGCCGGCCUGGCCACAGGUGACCGAAUCAUCGCAGUGAAUGGUCAGACUAUCACAGGACACACAUAUGCACAGGUAGUACAACUGAUACAGCAGAGCGGUAGUUACCUUCAUCUCCUGGUGGUUCCAAAAGAAGAUGACAUCUUGCAGAGGUACUUCGGGGAGACUGCGCACAAUCCGGAAACGAACCAGAGGCCAUCGCGGUUGAGAUCACCGGAGAACUUUGACCAGCGCGGUCCCGCCACGAUGCAGGAGCAGACCUCUGUGCUGCCGGCGCCACACCACCACCACCACCAUCACCACCAUCACCACCAUCACAACAACCACCACAACAACCACCACAACUGGCCGCAGCAGGAGCUGCUGUACCAGGACCUGGGGCGCAGGACGAGCGAGCCCGCGCGGCGGGACGCCAGGGACUUCCUCGGCAACAGCGGCGCGCGCCUCCCCAACUCGAGGUUCGACGACGCCGAGCCGGGCCGCAGGGUGUCGUCCACCUCGCUGCCGUCCACCGGCUCCAUGCACGACAGCAACAACAGCCUGUCCUCGGCGGAGUCAGCGUCGACCCUGACGGGAGGCCAGGACGGCUGCAGCAGCGACGACUCCGUCAUCAUCUCCAGGAUACGCAAGAGCUUCGAGCAGAAGGAGGAGUUCCUCAGGCGCCCCAACCAGCCCAUAUCCUGGAGCGUGCCCGCGCAGGAGCGCCACCUGGCGCCGUCGCCGACGCAGGCGGUGAUCGCCAGGGAGUUCUACGCCAGGCCGCAGAAGUUCCAGAAGCCCAUCUGGCCUCCCACCUCGCCGCCGCCGCCGCCGACGGUCCAUAACGAGUCUUACCGCCAGCAGUCUCCUCCCAGGAGCGCGCAGUCUGUGAUAAAGUCUCCCGUGUUCAACGGCAGGCCGGCCCACCAGAGCGUGCGGCGGGUCCAGUCGGACAUGGACUCGGAGCGCGACGCCAGGCCGUCUCCCGGGGACCAGGCCAAGGCGUCGAGGGGCCAGUUCCUCUGCGGCGGGCCGGUGAACCACCAGCAGGAGUCGUCGGCGGCGGCCAGCCGCCUGGGCGUCGCGACGGGCGGCGCGCGCCACGCCUUCACCACCACGCUGUCGCGCAUCAGCGAGAACAUCCCCGCCACAGCUACGCCGGGAUACAGCGACGACAUGGACAACCUCAUGGACAACGCCAGGGCGUCGUCGCUGCCGCCGUCGCUGUGCGAGCCCCAGCUCCACGACGAACACGACGACGACGCCACACGCUACACGGCGCACCCCAGGCUGCGCCUGGUGUCGCGCCGGGCCCGGCAGUUCGAGACGGGGCAGCUGGAGGACGACGACGAGGAGGCGCCCGUGCUGAGCGACCGCACGCUGCUGUACCGCAGCGAGCUGGCGCGCCUGUCCGCCAAGAAGAGCGUGCCCAACGUGGCCGUGCGCAAGCAGGAGUUCGAGUCGCGCGGCGGCGCCGAGUCCCGGGCGGACCGCAGACCCACCCGGGAGAGCAGAUCUCUGGAGAGCGCAGCGGGAAACUUGCCGUCGGAGGGGAGCGGCCGGUCAGGAAACAGAACGGUCCCAGUAGGUAGCAAAUACCUGCACUGCAUCCCCCCAAAGGACUUCCAGCAGGAGACGACAGAGCCGCCGCGCUCCCCGGGCCUCCGCGACGACCCCUCGGGCCCGGCGCGGCCGCGCGCGCGCUCCAACUCGGCCGAGUCGUGGGCCGCGGCCGUAGCCUCGCGCGGCCGGGCCGCCCCCGACUGGGCCCCGCGCGGGGAGGAGCCCCAGAGGCACAAGGCCGUGAGGCAGGACUCCUACCUGGCGGCGGUCCGCGCCCCCGUCGUCUCGGAACGCUCGAGCAGGUCGCUAAAGCGGCAGGCGGCAGUCGCCAUGGAGGAGCAGGAGGAGACGGAGGAGGCUGAGGAGGCCCCUGCACCCCCGCCCCCGGUAGCCCCGGUGCCCCGCCCCAACCACCUGCCCCUCCCCCGCCCCCUCCACCCGGCCGCCCCCCCCGCCGCCCCGCCGGGACACCCGGGCGACGACGACGCUCUCACAGUUCCUGUUAAUUCAGUUCCUAUUGCCACAGCCGGCAACGGGGCAGAGGGCUCUGUGGUGUGGCGUCAGAAAAAUGAGUCUGAAAACGACGAGGACCGCCUGGUGAGGAGGGUGUCGUACCUCAAGGCCACCUGCGGGGACCGCAUGCACGUGGACAGCGACCUCGAAGCCAGCGACACGGAGGCCCCGUACCACCAGUCGCGAAGCAACACUGCUCCCAAUAGCUCCCUGGGUCAGACUCUGCAACCCGAGGGCAACAAAGAGAACCUGCAUCUGCUGCGUGAAGGGUGGCUGCACUGCAAGAUCACGAUCAUCGAUGGGAAGAGAGCCGGUGACAGGUCGUGGAAGCAGGUGUGGGCGGUGUUGAGGGGUCCCGUGCUGUACCUGUACAAGGACAAGCGAGACUUCCAGACUCCCCUGGGCCUGGUGGAGCCGGACAGCCUGCAGAGCAUCGACGUGCGGCGCGCCCAGGUGGAGGUGGCGGGAGACUACACCAAGAAGAAGCACGUGCUGCGGCUCGGCACGGCCGGCUGCGCGGAGCUGCUGCUGCAGGCGGAGGACGCCGGCGACAUGGCGCAGUGGAUCCGGGUGUUGCAGGACCAGGCCGGCGCGCCCCUCGUCGAGGAUUUGUCCAGCAGACAUUUGCAGAGCAUGAGCGGGAGCACGUCUCGCCUCUCGCCGCUCCCCGCCCACAAGGGCAUUCGCAAGCUGACAACGUCCUUCCGCAAUCGCUCCCCCACGGGGCAGUCUCCCGUCAACAAGACCCGCAAGCCCAGCCAGGCAGACCAGUUGCCGUCGCCGAAGAACAAGACGUGGAAGGGCCGCGUGGCCAAGCAGUUCCGCCGCAUGCAGCAAGGGGCGGGCUCUCCCAGCUCGCCCACGGCUCCGUACCCUGAGGGAGCCACCAUCGGCAUCCCGCUGGAAGAGUGCACCGUGUCACCGGAGAAUGAGUUUGUGCCGUUUAUAGUCCACAUGUGCACUCAAAUAGUUGAGGAACGAGGGCUGGAUAUUAUUGGCAUCUAUAGGGUGCCUGGCAAUACGGCAGCUGUCUCCUCUCUUACCGAAGGCGUUAACAAAGGCAUAGAAUGUCUAAAUCUCCAGCAAGAUCCACGGUGGAGUGAUGUGAACGUCAUCUCCAGCUUAUUGAAGCUUUUCUUCCGACGUCUUCCAGACUGUCUUCUGACCACUGAACUGUAUCCUCACUUCAUAGAAGCAGACAAAAUUGAGGAUCCCAAUCGGCGAAUUACAACUAUUAGAAAACUGAUACAUGAACUGCCGGACCACCAUUUCGAGACACUCAAGUACCUGCUGUUUCACCUGAAGAAAGUCGUGGACCACAGCGAGAAGAACAAGAUGGAGGCUCGUAACCUCGCCAUAGUGUUCGGGCCCACGCUGGUGCGUGCCGGUGACGACGACAUGGUCACGAUGGUGACGGACAUGUCACACCAGUGCCGCAUAGUGGAGUCCCUCAUACUGCACGUGGAUUGGUUCUUCAAUGAAGACGAGUCUGAUAAUAGCUUUCCUUUCAACAUGGUCCAGGAAAAUGCGGAGCUGGAAUCUGCGACAAAUAACCAAAAUCUUCUUUUGAGCAAUAUCCAGAAAGUGGAAGGCAUGAAAGCAGAUUCUCCGAAUAGGGACAUAAGUGCCAAAGAUAUUGUUUCCUCCAUCAUUUCUGCAGCAAACCGCAAGAUGCACAAAGCAAAGACGAAGAAAGUUUGUGGAGCAGGGGGUGUGGGGGGCGGUGGGCACUCAGGCACCGUGGACGAUGAGCAGGAAGUUAGUGGAGAGUCGACUCACGACGAACGGGAGAGUGGCCAGUUGAGGAAAACUAUUGCAGAUGAAGUAGAAGAACAUCUUAAGUCAUUGUCAUCUACUCUAGCGGAAGAAGUUGCAAAUUAUGUUGCUGCUGACCAAGAAGCAGAGGAACGAAGGAAGUACAUUGAGGACCAGGAAAAGGCUGAGAGACACCAAGAGAAAGGUCUGUCUGUUGGUAGCGAUGAGGUCACCAUACGCACCUACGCAGGACUCUCCGCCACCACCCAGGAGAGGAUACGAAGGUUUGAACGGGAAACCAAAGCAAUGCUGCAGCGAGACCUGACGAGGCAGAGGCGCGACAUGGAGAAACGGGAAGCGGAGAAACAGAAGAUAGAGCUGGAACUGCAGCAGGCGAGGAAAGAUCUAGAGAACGAAGACCUGCUGGAUGCUAUCGCAGACAACCUGUCAGGCGUCUCAAAGUCCAUCCCCUCGGCUUUCGACAGGAAGCCGGAUGGCAGGCAGAACUCCUCGCCAUUGGGCAGGCGUCUCUCUUCUUCCCUGGCCGCAGCGGCGCCCGCGGACAGGGUGGGAGGUCUGACGAGGCCACCGUCUCGCCCCGGAGUCACGCACGAGCACGCGCUCUCUCAAGCCCAGACCGCGCGAGAGAAGGAAGCCCCGUCGAGAAGCUGGAACUCGGAAAACUUCACCCAGACGAAGAAGCUCGGGGCGACUCACUUCUUCCCGGAGAGUGCCAACACGGCUGGUGUUCGUAACAGCCUGCCGGACGCGGGGUUGUCGGGGCGGGCCGCAGGGGCCAGGUCCCGGUCGUCGGCGAGCGCGGCGCGCGCCUCCCUGCCCCCCGAGGGCUCGCGGGGGCCCCCCGAGCAGCAGCGCCUGCCCCGCAGCAGCUCCAGCGAGGACGUGCAGCCGGCGUCCCCGGCCGCGGAGAAGCCCGCCCUCAACGGGACCCUCAAGAGACUGAAGACCGGCAACGAGCAGCCCCGCCCGGUCACCAUGGCACCUCAGCGCUGUGGUUCGCUCGACUCGCUGCAGGAAACCGUCGGCGGUGACGCUCGAGACCGCCCGCAAAGCGAUGUCUCCGACGACGGCAGUGACCUGCUGACGAGCCUCACCUCGACGUUCGACCGGAAGCUGAAGUCCCUGCUGAAGCCCGCUGCCUCCCCCUCCCCCUCGACCCUGCCGCCCGCCGGCGGGAAGCCCACGGAGAGGCCCGCCGAAUCCCCCCCUGGGCCGGUGCGCCCCCCGGACCAGACCGUGUUCCGGGACCCCAGCCUCCACCGCGGCCGUGGCUCCAGCCCCACCACGGACGCUGCCAAGACAGAAAGUGUGCACCUGGCGACGCUGGAGGCUCCCCUAGUUGAGAGGAGCAGAGAGAGAGUGAAGGAAGGGCGUUCAAACAGCAGCAGGGAGGAGCAGGGCAGCAGAGCGGGCAGGCUGGAAGCGGACGGCGAUCGCCAGGACAGGCCCAGGAAGGACGAGGCAAUGCCCGGGGAGAAGGAAAAGACGCCCCCGGACGCGAGGCUGAUGCGGUCCGAGUCGCUCGGCAAGCCCGACGGCCCGGAGUCGGCGAGGCUCCGCAGGUCGUCGUCCCUCAACAAGCCGGAGCGGGCCGAGCUGAAGCGCUCCGACUCGCUGACCAAGAACGAGAAGACGGAGUCGAACAUCAGCAGGCGCCGGCAGCAGGAGCUGAGCGGCCGGAGCCCCGCCUCCCGGGCGAGCAACAAGGAGAAGGAGAACAUCGCCAUCAUGCUGGCCCGGCUGAAGCGCAAGAACGGCAUGCCCGAGCGGUCCAUCAAGCGCCGGCACACGGUGGGCGGGACCAAGGACUUCGACAAGGUGGACUGGCUGGACAACCGGCUGCAGCAGGAGCUGGAGGAGAGUCGGGCGGCGGCCAUGGACGGAGCGUACGCCUGCAAGGAGCGUCGCUGCCUGCGCACCAGCUCCCCGGACCUCAGCACGGCCCGGCGCGACGAGGGCAGCGCCCGCCCCCACAGCCUGCCCGACGCCAGUCUCGGCUCCCGGGCCUUCCGGGUGCCGCUCGAGUCCCACGUCUGAGCUCGUCCCGCAGCCUGCCACUUCAGUCCCUCGUAUGAAACACAGUCUUGCCGGGCCUGAGCUCAUCCCACAGCCUGCCGGACGCCCCGAGUGCCACUUCGGUCCCUCGUCUGAAACAUGGUCUUGCCUCCGUUUGCCAGCCGCCACGAGAACCAAUCCUCAUUUCACGGGUUGUGGAAAUUUAAUAUAAAUUCUAAUGAGAUCCGAAAAAAAAAAUAGCAUUAGAGUUGUUCCAAUUUAUAAUUACCAAGUGUCAUUUUCAAGAAGUAUAAUAGUGUUUUAUGAUAAAUCGCAGAAAUCAAGUAUCAGAAUCAAAAAUUGCACAUUAGGUAUUUGUUUGAAUUUCAAAUAAAAGAUUUUUUUUUUUUACAAAGUUUUAACCUUCACAGCAAUCUACAUAGAUAAGAGUGGCUACUUCACUUAUAAGUUUCUAGUAUGAAUUAUUCACAAUGUAUAUUUCUCCAACACUUAGUGCUUUAAUUCGUAGAUUUUACUGGGUGAAAAAUUUAAACCCUACAACUUAUUAUUUGUACUGUUAUUGUUUGCAAAAAAUCAAAUAGUUUUUGUUUUUAGAGAAAGUCACUGAUAUUGUGUUGUUCGAAAGUGAUAUGUUAUUUUACUUAAGUAAUUUCUUGCAUGUUGUCAAACGUUAACAUUAGUCAUUAUAGCAAAUAGUGUUGGAACAACUCUUGCUUACGAAAUAAUCAAGAUUCAGGGUUAUACUGUUUCUGUUGCAAAAAAAUAAUGGUGUACCAGCAAACUGAACAGUUUGGUGUACUUAAAUUACUUGGGGAUCACUUGCAAUCUCCACUGGAAUGUGUGCCAGGCGGUUGUCCUUGUGUGUGAGGUUUGUCGCGGGUGGGCAGGUGAAACUGUCGGUGUGCCAGUGAUGGGUGCUGUUGAAAAACUGCUAUCUCGCUAACGAAAAUUAAUUUGAUUAUUGUGAUAAUUCAAAUAAUUUAUUUUUAAAAUUUUAUACUGUAGAUUUUCCUAAGUUAAUUGCAGACAUAUAUUUUUUUUUUUAGGAGUGUACAUGUAUAUAAAUUUAUUUUUUAAAAAUUUAUCAUUGCAAAAUUGCUAAAUAAUAAAAAAGUUGCUUCAAUCAUUGAUUUUUAGUGAAAAAAAUAUAUAUUCUGUCAAAAGAUUUGUAGGUUUUGCCGUUGUAAUAAACAUUUUUGCCUGUAAUUUCAGGACUUUUUUAAAUUAUUAUGAAUGGCUUGUAAAGAGUCAAAACUUUUUAAAUCCUGAAGUGAACUUAAAGGAUCUACUCAAAGCUAUCUAGUCAUGGUUUGCCUGUGGGCAGAAGAUAAAGGGUGGGGGUAUAUGUAUUUGAGAUACUAUUUGUGUGCAUGUGUGAAAAUAAGUGAUUUUGUAGUGUGAGAAAAUAUGUGUGGAGUCUACAAGAGUGAGCUGUGUGUAUAUUUUUAAGCAACAGUGGACAAAAUUGUUAAUUUUCAUUGAAAAACAGUGCAUCACAUUCAGAUUCAACAGUUUCAAGUGUCAAUUGUAAUUACUCUUAUGUGCAUCAUAUCACUAUAUAUCGGGACUGAUGAAAAUACUUUAUUUUUUAUUAAUAAUAUGCAGUGUUUAUACAAACAGUACAGUAAGUGACAAAGCUCUUCAAUAUUUCUGUUUGGUAAUGAUUGUUGUGUUGCUUAUUAUGUGUCAGAUGUUUACCUCUUAUAAAUUUAUUUUGAAAAUAUGUAACCUUUAGGAUAGUUGUACAUUUUUCAUUAUCAUUUAAGCAAUAUUUUUGUGAUAAGUUUUGUUUACUUUAAAUGUUUACGAUGUUAUACAAGACAUUAUCGAAAAUAUUUUAAUUUAUAAUAUUUGUAAAUAUAGACCGUCCAGUUGCAAAUUGUUUGUUUUCAAAUGCCUUGUGGUCAUAUAACACCAACUGAAUUGGGGGAGGUGCUUUUCACUGUAUGUAUUGUAAAUUUUUGUUUCCUGUUGGGAAAAGGCUUGUACAAAGAUCUGAAGAGAAUCUCUUUAUUGGUUCACUAGAAUAUAUCAUGACUGCAUUGUAUUGUGUGAAUGGAAAAUAAAUAGCGUGCAAUUUGUCACUGAACGUA